Molecule: messenger RNA, 2619 nt
Organism: Peromyscus eremicus (cactus mouse)
Lineage: Eukaryota; Metazoa; Chordata; Mammalia; Rodentia; Cricetidae
Gene: Mkrn3
Product: makorin ring finger protein 3
Exons: 1
Coding region: 97-1755 (552 amino acids)
Biological process (GO): protein polyubiquitination
Molecular function (GO): ubiquitin protein ligase activity; metal ion binding
Source: RefSeq, a predicted model, not a curated record
UCCGCCGAUCGGUCCAGCUCCAGCUCCGCCGAUUCAAACUCAAAAAAGAUAUAAUAUUAGACGGUUUUUGGACAGUUUAAGGGACGCGUAGCACCGAUGGAAGAGUCUGCAGCUCCCAGGAGGCCCCACGCGGCCGCAGGUGCCGAGGCAGGUGCCGAGGGGGGGGAGGGUGUGUCUGUUCCUCCCCUUCCCGAGUUUGAGGCUUCUGGAGCCUCUGCGGUGGUUAGUUCAGCCUCUGUGCAAGAGGCAUCGGGCCUGCCACCCUUUCUUGUGGUUCCUGUGCUUGAAAACCGACGCACGGCGGGUCCGCGGCUGGCUCCCGCCGAAGGGGGCGGAGCCAGGUCUCGUUCUGAGCGCAACAGCGGCAACUGGACAAAGCAAAUCCUCUGCAGGUAUUAUCUGCAUGGGCAGUGCAAGGAGGGCGAUAACUGUCGCUAUUCUCAUGACUUCUCUGGGCGGCGGAAAGCUAGGGGGGGGCAAGAUUCUCAGCCUCGGGCCUCUGCAGAUAGAGGGCCCAAGAUGGCCACUGAGUGGGAGCCCCCGACUCAGGAAGUGGCGGAAGCCCCCCCUACUGCAUCCUCCAGCUCUUUGCCUCUCAUUGGCUCAGCUGCUGAAAGGGGCUUCCCUGAAGCUGAGAUUGACAGUGCAGGCAUUGGCUCAGCUGCUGAAGGGGGCUUCUCUGAAGCAGAGAUUGACGAUGCAGGCCUAGCAGCAGCUGCUACGGGAGGAGCGGGUGCGGAAGGCUGGGAGGGGGCAAUUGAGUUUGUUCCUGGACAGCCCUACCGAGGUCGCAUGAUCCCCCCGCAUGGUCCCGAGGCUCCUCUGCCGAGCCAGGCAAUUGAGAGAGAGCACAUGGCUAUGAGGAGCCCGCCAAUUGACAGAGAGCACAUGGCUAUGAGGAGCCCGCCAAUUGACAGAGAGCACAUGGUUAUGGGCAUGGGGAUGCUUCUGCCGCUUUGCCGCUUUGCUGCCCGGGGAGAAUGCCUCCGUGGGGAGCGCUGUGCAUACCCCCAUGGAGAAAUAUGCGACAUGUGCGGGCAGCAGGCCUUGCACCCUUGGGAUGCGGCCCAGCAGGAAAUGCAUAGAAGGGCCUGCAUUGAAGCCCAUGAGAGAGAUAUGGAGCUCUCCUUUGCUGUGCAGCGCAGCAUGGACAAAGUGUGUGGCAUCUGCAUGGAGGUUGUCUAUGAGAAAGCCGACCCCAGGGACCGCCGCUUUGGCAUCCUUUUCAGCUGCAACCACACCUUCUGUCUUAGGUGUAUCCGCAGGUGGAGAAGUGCCACACAGUUUGAGAACAGGAUCAGUAAGUCCUGCCCACAGUGCAGGGUCUCCUCUGGCUUUGUCAUUCCUAGUGAGUUCUGGGUGGAAGAGGAAGAGGAGAAGGAGAAACUUGUUCGGCAAUAUAAGGAGGGAAUGAGCCACAAAGCCUGCAGAUAUUUUGCUGGAGGCCUAGGUCACUGCCCAUUUGGAGAAUUCUGUUUUUACAAGCAUGAAUAUCCCGAGGGCUGGUUUGAUCAUUUUCCGAGGCCAGAUGGUGGUGGAUCGUCAAACGCAUACUGGCAUCAAGUUUUGAAGCCCGUGCAAUUGCGAGAGGGAAACGUGCUGUUUAAAAGCCGUAAAAAGGAGCUUUCUGUGCUUCGCCUUGCCAAUCAGUUGCUUAAGAAGUUGCUUUGCCUGAGAGGCAGUUUUUCCUUCACUGAUGACCGCUGGCUCUUUCUUCAGUACCAGCUGGAAGAAUAUUUCAAUUUGAAUCUGUAGUAUCAUGCUGUGGCAUGUGGUCUAGUCUGCUAAGGCUCUGUUGUCUGCUGUUGCUUAUUUCCCUGUACUGAAUGACAAACCUAUUGCUUUCAAAGGCUGUUGCGGCAAUCUUUAUGCAGUAUUGCUGUUUUCUUCUCUAUUUCCUAUUUCUUCUCACUAGGAUUGUGAUGUUUCUCUGUGUUGCAAAAUAACAAGAAAUCUUAAAAGUAUUGUUUGGUGGAAUUAAUAUUUCUGUCAGCUGAUGACUUGUGGUGUUUUUCCAACAGGAUUCAAUCACUUCUAGUCUAGUGUUUACAGUUUCUCAUUGUGAAGUCCCUUAAGAGUAAAUGUGACAAGGUGACAAAAGUCUUUAACUGAAUUAUGAGCUUUUGCUAUAUAGCCUUAAAAAAAAAAAAGGACCCUUACAGGGCCUUGCAGCUGCUGUCUGUGUUUGUUUACAUGUCUGUUUCUUCCCUUCUCUUUCAAGUGCACUUGUUAACUUGUGGUUGCUUUGUGGUUCUGUUUUACUUGACCAAAAUGAGGUGCAUAUGUUUACAUGUUUUUAUCCUGUUUGGCUUGAUGUGAAAUUAUUUAUAUUUGGAAAUAUAUAUUUAAGAGUGAUAUAUAUGCGUAUAUGUAUACAAAGAUGUACUUGAAAACGUUGGAAACAAAUACCCACCAUAAUAUAUAUGUUUGAAGUAAUGAAAUAAAUGCAGAACUGAAAGCCUAAUGUUAAAGUCUAGAUGUAUGGACUGUGUGUGAAUUGUGUGGAUAAUUUCUCUGCCCCUGCACUGAUGUCAGUGAUUAGCAUCUAAUAAAAAUGACUGCUAUGUGUAUUGGACUCUUUUUAAAGGACUUAUAAAACAUGACUUUGAUAAUUCCUAU